UUAUAUCCCUUUCAUUUUAUUAAUUAUUAUAUAAAUGUAAGAGCCUCCCUGUAACUGAAAAAGCUCAGAAAUCUCUCCAACAGUCCAACUAUACGUAAAGCCAUUGGACAAACCAUAAUUCCUUCUGUUUUUCUGUCUCCGGUUCUAUAAAUUUACAGUUCAUACAGUGACCGCCUCGGAUUUCUCUCUCUGAGCUUCCAUGGCGGACUCGGCUUCGGAGUCGCAGCCGGUCUACCUCCAUGGCGACCUCGACCUCAGGAUCAUCGAAGCUCGCCGCUUGCCGAACAUGGACGUCGUCACCAACCACCUCCGCCGUUGCUUCACCGCCUGCGGCACCAUCAAGUGUCCCCCCCUCACCUCCGCCGCGGCUGGCGAUCCCAGCGACUCCGAAGGCGGCCGCUCCGACCGGAAGAUCCACCACCACGCGAGGAUCAUCACCAGCGACCCUUACGUCACCGUCAACGUCCCUCAGGCCACCGUCGCGCGUACGCGCGUGAUCAAGAACUCCCAAAACCCUCACUGGAACGAGCGGUUCCACAUCCCCCUGGCUCACCCCGUCGUCAACCUCGAGUUCUACGUCAAGGACAACGACGUCUUCGGCGCCGAUAUGAUCGGAAGCGCCAGAAUCCCCGCCGGAGAGAUCGCCACCGGCGAGACUAUCAGCGGCUGGUACCCGAUCCUGAAUUCCUCCGGGAAGCCGCCGAAGCCGGAAACGGCGCUCCGGCUGGAGAUGCAGUUCACGCCUUGCGAGAAGAAUCCUCUCUACCGGCACGGAAUCGCCGGCGAUCCGGAGGAGAAAGGUGUGAGGCACUCGUAUUUUCCGUUGAGAAAAGGAGGCUCCGUGAGGCUGUACCAAGACGCCCAUGUGCUCGACCAUAUGCUUCCGAAGAUUGAGCUCGACGGAGGGAAGGUUUUCACACAAGAGAAGUGCUGGGAGGAUAUCUGCCACGCGAUCACGGAGGCGCACCACAUGAUUUACAUGACUGGAUGGUCGAUCUACCACAAGGUCAAGCUGGUCAGAGAGCCGACAAGGCCAUUGCCGAGAGGUGGGGAUUUGACGCUCGGCGAGUUGCUCAAGUACAAGUCGCAGGAAGGCGUGAGGGUGUUGCUGUUGGUUUGGGAUGACAAGACUUCACACGACAAGUACUUCAUCAAUACGGUAGGAGUGAUGCAGACACAUGAUGAAGAAACCCGCAAGUUUUUCAAGCAUUCGUCAGUUAUUUGUGUGCUGGCACCUCGUUAUGCCAGCAGCAAGAUGAGCUAUAUCAAACAACAGAUUGUUGGAACUCUCUUCACACAUCAUCAGAAAUGCGUUCUCGUGGACACGCAAGCGUAUGGAAACAACCGCAAGAUAACUGCAUUUUUGGGAGGGCUUGAUCUUUGUGAUGGCCGUUAUGACACCCCAGAGCAUAGACUAUUCCGUGAUCUUGACACUGUAUAUAAGGAAGAUUUCCAUAAUCCUACAUUUCCUGCUGGACACAAGGCUCCAAGGCAACCAUGGCAUGACUUGCACUGCAGAAUUGAAGGGCCCACAGCAUACGAUGUUCUUAUAAACUUUGAGCAGCGUUGGAGGAGAGCUACAAAAUGGACAGAGAGACUGCAUUUUAAAACAGUUUCUCGCUGGCAUGAUGAUGCUUUAAUAAAAAUAGGUCGCAUCUCGUGGAUACUCAGUCCUAAUAUGCCCGCCUCAAAGGAUUCAGACGAUGGUGUAUUGUCACGUUCAAAGGAUAGGGAUUCUGUUACAAUUGUUCCAGAUGAUGACCCCAAGUUAUGGGUUUAUACAGAUGAGGAAAGUUGGCAUGUUCAGAUUAUGCGGUCCAUUGAUUCGGGAUCAGUAAAGGGAUUUCCGAGAGAUGUUGUUGCUGCUGCUGCCCAGCACCUCAUAUGCGCGAAGAAUUUGGUGAUAGAUAAAAGUAUUCAAACAGGAUACAUUCAAGCAAUCAGAUCUGCUCAGCAUUUCAUAUAUAUUGAAAAUCAAUACUUUCUUGGGUCAUCCUAUGCAUGGCCUGAUUACAAAAAUGCAGGAGCUGAUAAUCUUAUUCCAAUGGAAUUGGCCUUAAAGAUCGCUAGCAAAAUUAGAGCUAACGAGAGAUUUGCAGUGUAUAUUGUCAUACCAUUGUGGCCUGAAGGUGAUCCAAAGUCCGGGCCGGUGCAAGAAAUUCUCUAUUGGCAGAGCCAGACAAUGCAAACGAUGUAUGAUAUUGUUGCAGGGGAACUAAAAUCGAUGCAGCUUGCAGACUCGACACCUCAAGAUUACCUUAACUUCUAUUGCCUUGGUAAUAGAGAACAGAAUUUUGACAAAAAUUCAAAUGCUGAUGCUGCCAUGGUCACCGAUGCGUACAAAUUUCAGCGAUUCAUGAUUUAUGUUCAUGCUAAGGGUAUGGUAGUAGACGAUGAGUAUGUAAUCAUGGGAUCUGCCAAUAUCAAUCAAAGAUCCAUGGCUGGUACAAAAGACACUGAGAUAGCUAUGGGUUCAUACCAACCCCAUCACACUUGGGCAAGAAGGAAUAGACAUCCACGAGGGCAGGUAUAUGGUUAUAGGAUGUCGCUUUGGGCGGAGCAUCUUGGGGAUCUAGAUUCGCGCUACGAAGAGCCAGAGACGUUAGAAUGUGUGAGGAAGGUGAACGAGAUCGCUGAACAUAACUGGAAGAGAUUCACAUCGGACAGCUUCACAUCACUACAGGGACACCUCCUGAAGUAUCCUUUGCAGGUAGACGCUGCUGGUAAGGUUGGUCCCUUGCCUGGAUAUGAGAAUUUCCCAGACGUUGGCGGUAAAAUAAUUGGAGCUCAUUCCGCCACCCUUCCCGACACCCUCACCACAUAAUCCAUCUCUAUCUAAUGCUCAACCGUGAUUUUCUUUUUAAAAAAAAACAAUAGUAAUGAAAUGGUGUUGACCUUGAGAUUGUAAAAUCAAAAUAGUUGGGACUCUGUCUCUUGAUUGUUUUAUUUGUUUAUUUAUUUAUUUUUCCUUGGUACUCUGCUUGCUGCUUGUAAAUUUCUGCAAACCAUAGUGAAAAGAUUGGCAUUUGGUGAAUGUAA
This is a messenger RNA of Morus notabilis, 3039 nucleotides long. Its product is annotated as phospholipase D delta. Lineage: Eukaryota; Viridiplantae; Streptophyta; Magnoliopsida; Rosales; Moraceae. Gene Ontology annotation, cellular component: plasma membrane. The coding region runs from base 200 to 2824 and encodes 874 amino acids. Gene Ontology annotation, biological process: phospholipid catabolic process; phosphatidylcholine metabolic process. Gene Ontology annotation, molecular function: D-type glycerophospholipase activity; calcium ion binding. The transcript has 11 exons. The record is from RefSeq and is a predicted model, not a curated record.